Molecule: messenger RNA, 2741 nt
Organism: Danio aesculapii
Lineage: Eukaryota; Metazoa; Chordata; Actinopteri; Cypriniformes; Danionidae
Gene: pygl
Product: phosphorylase, glycogen, liver
Exons: 20
Coding region: 25-2589 (854 amino acids)
Biological process (GO): glycogen catabolic process
Cellular component (GO): cytoplasm
Molecular function (GO): glycogen phosphorylase activity; pyridoxal phosphate binding
Source: RefSeq, a predicted model, not a curated record
UUUGUGUGUCUGCUGCUGUUCAGGAUGGCGACUCCUCUCACAGACCAGGAGAAGCGCAAGCAGAUCAGCAUCAGGGGGAUCGUCGGUGUGGAGAAUGUGGCCGAGCUAAAGAAAGGCUUCAACCGGCACCUGCACUUCACGCUCGUCAAGGACCGGAACGUCGCGACGCCGCGGGAUUAUUAUUUCGCGCUGUCGCACACGGUGCGCGAUCACCUGGUGGGCCGCUGGAUCCGCACACAGCAGUUCUGCUAUGAAGCUGACCCGAAGCGUGUUUAUUACCUCUCACUGGAGUUCUACAUGGGUCGAACGCUCCAGAACACCAUGAUCAAUCUGGGUCUGCAGAACGCCUGUGAUGAGGCCAUCUAUCAGCUGGGCUUGGACAUGGAGGAUCUGGAGGAGAUGGAAGAGGAUGCUGGAUUAGGAAAUGGAGGCCUGGGCAGAUUAGCAGCAUGUUUUCUGGACUCAAUGGCGACUCUGGGUCUGGCUGCGUAUGGAUAUGGGAUACGAUAUGAAUAUGGAAUAUUCAACCAGAAGAUUAAAGAUGGCUGGCAGGUCGAAGAGGCGGAUGACUGGUUGAGGUAUGGUAACCCAUGGGAAAAGGCCCGUCCUGAGUUCAUGCUGCCGGUGCAUUUCUAUGGUUGUGUGGAAGAAGAGGAGGGCAAGGAGCCAAAAUGGGUCAACACACAGGUGGUUCUGGCCAUGCCAUAUGACACGCCAAUCCCAGGCUACAUGAACAAUACAGUGAACACCAUGCGCCUGUGGUCUGCACGCGCACCCAAUGACUUCAACCUCAAAGACUUUAACGUGGGUGAUUACAUUCAGGCAGUUUUGGACCGUAACUUGGCAGAAAACAUUUCGCGUGUGCUUUAUCCAAAUGACAAUUUUUUUGAGGGAAAGGAGCUGCGUUUGAAGCAGGAAUAUUUUGUGGUGGCAGCGACUUUACAAGAUGUGAUUCGACGCUUCAAGACCUCGAAGAGAAACUCCUCUGGACCGUUGUCAUUUGACAGCUUCCCUGAUAAGGUUGCCAUCCAGCUGAAUGACACUCAUCCUGCUAUGGCCAUCCCUGAGUUGAUGCGGAUAUUUGUGGACAUUGAGAAGCUUGACUGGGACACAGCCUGGGAUAUCACAAAGCGAACGUUUGCCUACACAAACCACACAGUUCUGCCAGAGGCUCUGGAACGCUGGCCAGUUGACCUGAUGGAGAAACUUUUACCGCGACACCUGCAGAUCAUAUACAAGAUCAACCUAAUACACCUGAAUCAUAUAGCAUCUCUGUUUCCAGAGGAUAUGGACCGAAUCCGCAGGAUGUCUCUGAUCGAGGAGGGAGGAGGGAAGCGGGUGAACAUGGCCCAUCUCUGCAUUGUGGGCUCACACAAAGUCAAUGGAGUAGCAAAGAUUCACUCUGACAUCAUCAAGAGAGACGUGUUCCAGGAUUUCAGUGAGCUGGAACCGGAGAAAUUUCAGAAUAAAACUAAUGGCAUCACACCACGACGCUGGCUGCUUCUCUGUAACCCAGGACUUGCUGAUCUGAUCGCAGAGGCCAUCGGUGAGGAAUAUGUGAAAGAUCUGACUCAGCUGCAGAAGCUGAAUGAUCUGGUUGAUGACGAAGCCUUCAUCCGAGAUGUAGCCAAAGUCAAACAGGACAACAAGUUGAAGUUUGCGCAUUAUUUAGAGAAAAUCUACAAGGUGGACAUAAAUCCUGCCUCCAUGUUUGAUGUCCAUGUGAAAAGAAUCCACGAAUACAAACGGCAGCUGCUCAACUGCCUCCACGUCAUCACCAUGUACAACCGAAUCAAGAGCCACCCUACUAAACCAUUUAUACCUCGGACUGUGAUCAUUGGAGGCAAGGCUGCUCCUGGAUACCACAUGGCAAAGAUGAUCAUUAAGCUGAUCACUUCAGUCGCUGAUGUGGUCAAUAAUGAUCCUGUAAUUGGACGUAAACUGAAGGUCAUUUUUCUGGAGAACUACAGAGUGUCACUGGCAGAGAAAGUGAUUCCAGCUACAGACCUGUCAGAGCAAAUCUCCACUGCGGGUACAGAGGCGUCUGGAACCGGAAACAUGAAAUUCAUGCUGAAUGGAGCGCUCACUAUUGGCACAAUGGAUGGUGCCAAUGUGGAAAUGGCAGAAGAAGCCGGAGAGGAAAACCUCUUCAUCUUUGGCAUGAGGGUGGAUGAUGUGGCAGAGCUGGAUAAAGAAGGCUAUAAUGCACUACAGUAUUAUGAGAAUCUUCCGGAGCUGAAACGAGCCAUUAAUCAGAUUAAAAGUGGCUAUUUUUCACCGAAACAGCCUGAGAUGUUCAGCGACAUCAUCAACAUGCUGUUUCAUCAUGAUCGGUUUAAAGUUUUUGCUGAUUAUGAGUCUUAUGUGAAGUGUCAAGACCGAGUCAGCGCUUUGUAUAAGGAUCAGAGAGAGUGGACUCGGGUGGUGAUCAAGAACAUCGCUGCAUCUGGAAAGUUCUCCAGCGACCGCACUAUUACAGAGUACGCCACUGAGAUCUGGGGUGUGGAGCCCACCGACCUGAAGAUUCCCCCACCAGGCGAACCUCGUGAAGCACUGGAGGAAACCGCCCGAUCCCUGCGCAAGACCUGAACACAAGAUCAUCAGAACACCUCUUAGAUUAGUCAUUAUAACCCAAAAUGAAUUAAAUCUCAGUAUCAAUAUGUUUCAAAUGUUCAUGCAGUACUCUCUAAAUAAAUGGGUUCACCUGCAAAGAGCUCAAAUAAAUAUGUAUUGUCUUCAAA